GGCCUUGGCAGAGCACCAAGAGUCCAUCCUGGCUGCCCCAGCUAGUGCCAUAACAUCGCCACCUUCAUCUUAUUUCCUCUUGUAACUAACUAGCUGGGAGCAAUAGCCAAGCAACAGCAGCCUGCCAACAUCCAACCAGCCGCCAAGCCCAGGAAACUCAGAACAUCUACAAGCUGACUGCGGUUUGGCACAGACAAGAGCCAAGCAGUGAGAUAGUGUGCCCACCCACCAAGUCCAAGGCUACCAACACUGGCAGAGACCUCCACUGUCCACUAGCUAUCACCCUCCUCUCCAACUGUGCCCUGUGCCCACUGCCAGAGCCUUGAGUCAUCACUACUCCAGUGCGUACUGUUGCAAUUGCUUCUUCAUGGAUCUUGGCCUGGGCACCAGCACUAGCUCCAGAACCCAGCACCUAGUGGGAGGUAAAUACAAGCUACUGAAUAAGAUCGGGUCUGGUGCGUUCGGGGAAGUUUGUCUGGCAGUUAAUGUCAUCAGUGGAGAGGAAGUGGCAGUGAAGAUGGAGUCCAAGAACAUCAAAAACUCCAGGUUGUUGGUUGAGAGUGCCAUGUAUGAAGAGCUUGGUGGAGGAAUAGGCAUCCCACACAUACAGUGGUUUGGGCAAGAAGCAGGUCAAAGUAUAAUUGUCCUGGAUCUUCUGGGACCCAGCCUGGAAGAUCUCUUUGAGUUCUGCUCCAGAAGCUUCUCACUGAAAACAGUCCUUAUGCUGGCUGAUCAAAUGAUUGGUAUUCUGGAGUAUGUGCAUUCCCAGAAUGUAAUACACAGAGAUAUUAAACCUGAGAACUUCCUGAUGGGACUAGAAAGACACUGUAAUAAAGUCUACCUUAUUGACUUUGGGUUGGCCAAGAAAUAUCAAGAUAGCCAUACUAGAGAGCACAUACCAUGCCAAAAGACAGAAUACAUCGUUGGGACUGCACGGUUUGCCAGCAUCAACACCCAUCGUGGAAUCGAACAGAGUCGUCGUGAUGAUUUGGAAUCUCUGGGAUAUGUCUUCACAUACUUCAAUAGAGGCAGCUUGCCCUGGCAGGGACUAAAGGCUGCUACUAAGAGAAAGAAAUUUGAAAAGGUCGGUCAGCAGAAGCUAUCCAUCCCUCUUGAAGAGUUGUGUGGAGGAUUCCCUGAAGAAUUUACUACCUACCUGCAGAUCUGCCGCAAGCUGGGUUUUGAGGAAACACCUAAUUAUAUGUAUUUCAGACAGAUCUUCCAAAAUGCAUUUAGGAACCUUAAUUUUCAGUAUGAUAAUGUAUUUGAUUGGGCCAUACUUUCCCAAAAAUCUUCUACGAAACAUAACCAUAGUAGCACUACUACAGCAAAGCCAAGUAGAAAGGACAAUAAGAAGGGUUUCUGA
Molecule: messenger RNA, 1366 nt
Organism: Ochotona princeps (American pika)
Lineage: Eukaryota; Metazoa; Chordata; Mammalia; Lagomorpha; Ochotonidae
Product: casein kinase I-like
Exons: 1
Coding region: 368-1366 (332 amino acids)
Biological process (GO): peptidyl-serine phosphorylation; negative regulation of canonical Wnt signaling pathway; signal transduction
Cellular component (GO): cytoplasm; nucleus
Molecular function (GO): protein serine/threonine kinase activity; ATP binding
Source: RefSeq, a predicted model, not a curated record